Messenger RNA from Oreochromis aureus, 1498 nucleotides. Its product is annotated as zinc finger protein 572-like. Gene Ontology annotation, biological process: regulation of transcription by RNA polymerase II. The record is from RefSeq and is a predicted model, not a curated record. Gene Ontology annotation, molecular function: RNA polymerase II cis-regulatory region sequence-specific DNA binding; DNA-binding transcription factor activity. Bases 274 to 1434 code for a protein of 386 amino acids. The transcript has 4 exons. Lineage: Eukaryota; Metazoa; Chordata; Actinopteri; Cichliformes; Cichlidae.
UUUGUCAACAUUAGCUCUGAUUUUAAAGUUUUGUGUGUAAUUGCGAUGUUUCCUCCCAGCCGACAGAUGGAAACACUGAACCCACUUCAGCCCCACUCGAGUUUUGGAGCGACACUCACGCGCACCUCGAAGGCAUGCACAUGCAGCUCUUCUCCUGCAUUACAUUUCAAUAACACUUUUGCUGUGGCCAUUAAGACCCCGUGACAGCGUCAGGUCGUUCGCGUGCAACUGCUGGACAGUGACAGGAAAGCCAAAACAAAACAAACAGAAAUCAUGUCGACAGUCUUCUCUUUCCAGACACAGCUCGUCUCCAUCAUGGAUGCGUUAUCCAAAACAGCUGUAAUGGAAAUAAGCAAACUGGUUGAAAUCGAGUCAAAGAUGCUCAAGAUCGAGAUAACUCGCGGGCGCAACGAAAUCGCCUCGCUUACAGAGAAACUGCAGCUGAUGGAGAAGCUGCUUUAUAUGGCACAGGGGGGCAGGCAGGAUGCGACAGAAGUGAGCUUAGUUGCAAGGGACGGUUUAGAAAACGGAGUACUGGAGACUGAAAGGACAAGGCUUGAAAUUAAAAGUGAAAGCCCGUGGGAAAGUUUUUCUUCUGAGACUGGCAGUUUGCAUCAAGCUGAAGAGUAUGCUGCAACAGAACUUCCAAACCAACCCAAAGAGCACCCAGAACUGGUAGUGGUGAAAGAGGAGCCAUGUGAGGUGGACAAUGGAAACACUCAACAAGACAGGACAGCUGAAAACAGAAGAGAAACAGUCAUAGACACCCAGAAGGCUCCAAAUGUGAUGCAGCGUCCCAAACACAUUGCAGACCACCAGCAGCCACUGUUUACUGAUAGCUUUGUGCCUCUAAGCUCCCUGUCAUCUCUCAGCGAAACAGCGAGGAGGGAAACGCACUGGAACCCACAGCUUACACCUGCCGACACAACCCUAGAAGUUGGGAAAAGCUUGGCUCAAAAUAUAACCUCCCAAAGCUUAAGUGUGCUCAGGAAUAUGAAGCUUCAUAACUUGAGGAACUCAACCACUAAGAGGUUUGGCUGCUUGCAGUGUGGCAAGAGCUUCAGAUGCUUUAGUCAGCUUGAAAUACACCAGAGAAGCCAUACUGGGGAGAAGCCGUUCAGAUGCACACUAUGUGGAAAGCGAUACGCACAAAAAGGACACCUGUAUACACAUCAGCGUACACACACUGGGGAGAAGCCGUAUCGUUGUCCUGUUUGUGGAAAGGGCUUUAUUCAGAAAUGCACACUCGAUAUGCAUCAGCGUACACACACUGGAGAAAAACCCUUUGUUUGUAUCAAAUGUGGCAAAGGCUUUACAAAGAACUGCAAUCUGAAAAAACACCUCGCAGUACAUCUUGAUCCUACUUCAAACGUAUAUGGUAGUGACUCCAGUGCACCAACAUUUAGUGGGACAUUUGUAAAUGGAAACUCUUAAGACAUCAAUCAUAUGUAACAUCUGUAUUUUUGUUCUGGAAAAUAAAGUUAUAUUUGUUCCAGGA